This is a messenger RNA of Moneuplotes crassus, 1654 nucleotides long. Lineage: Eukaryota; Ciliophora; Spirotrichea; Euplotida; Euplotidae. The record is from the annotation of a GenBank genome assembly.
UUAUGGAUCACCCAUAUUACUUGCCCCGUGAAAUGCUUCUGUACAAAGAUGAAGAACAUAGUAGCCAGAAUGAGGAUAGACAAAGACCAUCCAGUGCAGAACAUGAGCUCAAAAGAAAUAAAACAGAGAAAUUCAAGCAGCAAACAAAAGGGGAUAAAUACUACGGAGAUUAUCAAAAACAAACUCAACAAGAUGAGAGAAGAAUGCAUCAGAACUGAAUGGAUCCAAGAGCCAAACAAAAUCACGAGCCUCCAACUUUUCGACAAAGCAGUCACCACAAUUUUGAGUGUAAUAGACAUGAGCUUGCAAAGCACCAAGGAAUUGAAGGAGAGAGAAGUUUCCAAUAUCAUAGGCUUCGAUUGGGAGAACCUGAUAGAGGGAAUGAAAAAGAUACUCAUUUUAAUAGGCCUCCAAUGACUCCUCAUUAUCCUCAUCCUCCUCCUUUUGAGUUAAAUAGAAGACAUAACGAAUUUAGAGAAGGUAGUUUCUUUGCUUAUGGCGCUGUUCCUUAUCAUGAAAUACAUGUAAUCCAUCAUGAAGUCUUUCCCAGAAAUAAAUCUCACGAUAGAUGAAUUCAACACCUAGAUUUCCAUAGACGAAAUGGGACAAUGUUUGACUCAGAUUUAAGAUUAGGUCCUCACCAUCCUAAAAGAGAUCAAAGGAGACACUUUGAAGAGAGAAGAGACUAUAAAGCAGACAUUAAAGACUUCUACAAAGAACGAUCCUAUAGAGACCAAAAUAGAGACCACUAUAAUCCCCAAAUUUCUAAAAAGCAGAAAGAAAGACAAGAAAAUAAAUUUACUCAUGAAGAUGAAGAAAAUGAAAACUUUCAUGAAAGACGAAGGCAGCAAAACCAGUACAGACAAGAAAAUUACGAAAGACAUAGAUACAACGAAGAAUCUAGAUAUCCCUGCCAAAAAUAUCAGGAAUGCUCAUAUGAAGAACCGAGAUAUGAAAGAGUGCCAGAUGAACAUCUGAGACGUGAGAAAAUUAGACAUGAACAUCUGAGAUAUGAUAAACAUAGAAAAGAAGACCUAAAAGGUUCUGACCACCAAGAGCAUCAAAUCAAAGAUCAUAGAUAUGAGGAACAUACAAAUGAUGAUCAGAUGAAUGGAGCCUUCAUACAUGAGCGAAAAAGGCAUGAAAGAGUCCGGAAAGAUAGCAGAGAACCGCAGUUGCAUUAUAAAGAGCAUGGGAAAGAUGUAAAUAGAGAUAAUAAGCAUAAAAAGUUAAACAGAAAGUAUUACUGCCCAUAUGAGUUGAAACGUAGAGGAGGGGGAGAAAUUCAUCAUAAACACAAUAAUAAAUAUGCGAAGAAGGCCACCAAUAAUAAGGAGCGCCUUGUAUAUAGUCGAUAUAAGGUUGAUGGAAGCAAUGAAAGAAUGGAGAAUACAAACAAUAGCCAGCACCAUGACCCACGCCAAAAGAAUUUAAGGGAUGAAAGAAGAAAAUAUUUCCAAUUUGAAGAAAGAAGAGAUUAUCAACAAGAUGAUGAUCGUGUAAGGCAUAGUAAAGGAAAUCUUAAUCUAAGGAUACAUGGAGAGAACAAAUGAAGAGUCUAAAAGAAAUAUUACAAGAGAUUUUCUAACUCAGUCGAAAAGUUGUUCGAAAAUAAGAGAGCAAGCAGAGAUAAAUUUUAGUAAAAUUUCCAUCA